Messenger RNA from Megalops cyprinoides (Indo-Pacific tarpon), 1429 nucleotides. RefSeq names its product claudin k (gene cldnk). The transcript has 2 exons. The coding region runs from base 551 to 1207 and encodes 218 amino acids. Gene Ontology annotation, biological process: cell adhesion; bicellular tight junction assembly. Gene Ontology annotation, cellular component: bicellular tight junction; plasma membrane. The record is from RefSeq and is a predicted model, not a curated record. Gene Ontology annotation, molecular function: structural molecule activity. Lineage: Eukaryota; Metazoa; Chordata; Actinopteri; Elopiformes; Megalopidae.
CUGGUAGACACACUCGGGUGCAUUCACACAUUCACGCACUGACACGGACACACGCGCUCCAACACCACGACCUGCUCUGCCAUCACACGAGCGCAGCCUUCCUCCCCGCACCUGUGCACUCACACGCUCACCUGCGCUCACACGCUCACCUGCGCUCAGACGCUCACCUGCGCACCCCUCUCCUGCUGUCCCACGCAACGGCCCUCCGCUGGAACCGACCCACAGAGCACCGGGGACUGACCUGGGAACAGUGCUGGACUGACAGGGUGAAAAACUGACCCCCGUGGCUGCUGGACCUCACAGUUCCACUCACAAGGGUACCUCCGGUUGGCUUCUUCAUCACGUGGAGCAGCGAAGAGGAACAGGCAGGCUGGCCCCAACAGUUUCAUUGGCUGUAAUCUGCGUUUUGCAUGGACUAUUUCCUGUCGCCUGAGAGGUGGACAGACAGAGCCGAGAAGAACCACCCUUGGGCGCGACGAGGGUACCUGAGAGAGAGGGGCAGAGGUAGCGGGACCAGAAUCAGAACCAGAUCAUCCAGACCCGCUCCGUCAUGGCGUCCACCGGCCUGCAGCUCCUGGGCUUGGUCCUGGCCCUGGUGGGCUGGGUGGGCGGGGUCAUGGUGUGCGCCGUCCCUCUGUGGCGGGUCACCGCCUUCAUCGGGAACAACAUCGUGACGGCGCAGAUCAUCUGGGAGGGGCUGUGGAUGAGCUGCAUCGUGCAGAGCACAGGCCAGAUCCAGUGCAAGGUGUACGACAGCCUGCUGGCGCUGCCCAGCGACAUGCAGGCGGCGCGGGGGCUGUCCAUGCUGUCCGUGCUGCUCAGCGGCCUGGCCUUCGCCCUGGGCGUGCUGGGCGUCAAAUGCACCAAGUGCCUGGGGCGGCAGCACCUGAAGGCGCGCAUCAGCCGGGUUUCGGGGAUCCUCUUCGUCCUGGCGGGGUUCCUCUACCUGGUGCCCGUCUGCUGGACCGCCCACUCCAUCAUCCGGGACUUCUACGACCCCCACGUGGCCGCCCCGCACAAGCGCGAGCUGGGCCCUGCCCUCUACCUGGGCUGGGGGGCGUCGGGGCUGCUGCUGGUGGGCGGGGCCCUGCUAUACUCCGGUUCGAGCCCGCCGGGAGCACCUUCCUCGCCCACCUUCAGCGGGAGCAGCGAGAGCAGCCCCCGCAGGGUGCCGGGCGGGGCUGCCCAGGUGAAGGGGUACGUGUGAGCACCCCCCCCCCACGCCCCUCCACACCAUCACUGCACGCCUCGCCCUGACACGCCCAGGUCCUGGGAACGCCCGACUGGGCGGGGCGUCUCACCCUCAGCCUGCUUAAUAAUGUCAUUUCCUGUUUCAUAUUUCCAGUCGCUCUCCAGGCCGUCGUCUGUGAGAGAGGGUGUGAAGAAAAAUGUGAACUUGUUUUUUUUGGUUUGUUUGUCUGUUUGUUUA